AUGGAGACGGCCCUGGCCUCCGUGUACCAAUCCUUUGACCGGCUCGUGGAGGCGGUGCGCGCCGCCAACGAGGCAGUGCACAUUGGUAAGAAGGCGAUGUACAAGCCAAUCAUCGUAGAGAUGAUGCUGCUGGCGUCAAAGGUCAACAGUUCCCUGGUACUACAGGACGGUGCCCAGGUCUCCGUGCGGGGGGCCGAAAAGGCUGUGCGGCCGGCUCGGGAGGCGGUCACGGUUGCCAAAGCCACAGGGAAGCGAUCCCUAAUGAGCACCUGCCUGUACCAGCUGGCAGAGGUGCAGCUGAUGUCCUACCAGCUGGGGCCGGCAAUGACCUCCGCCAAGGAGGCGUUGGACAAGUUCCGCGAAGGCGGCGACAAGCCCGGGGAGGCUGGUGCGGUGAUCCUCAUUGCGGAGACACACUAUGCUGGUGGCAAGCAUGACAAGGCCGAGGAGACUGUGAAGGAGGGCAUUGAGCUGGCUGCUGAGUGCAGCGAUCAGAGGAAAGAGUCCUACGGCAAGGCGCUCUUGCAGCAGAUCCAGGAUAGCCGGCAGGCGCAGCAGCAGGCGGCACAGGCGGCUGCACGGCCUAUGGGGAUGCCGAUGAUGCUGCCGCCCCAGGCGGGCGGUGCCCCAGCUGCUGGGGCAGCGCCGGCGGCCUCCUCGGCUGUGGUGGAGGCAAAGCAGGUCGGUUUGGACGCCAACAUGGUCACGUCCACCGUCCAGGAGAUGGCGCGUCAAGCCAUUGGAGUGGACGACGAGCUGUAUUUAGACAGCGCUUUGAUGGACUCAGGCAUGGACAGCCUGACGGCAGUAUCUUUCAGGAACGGCUUGCAGCAACAGCUGGGUGUGAAGCUGCCCUCGUCUUUGAUGUUCGACUACCCCACCAUGAAGGCGAGGAAGGGCGGAGCGGAAGAGCGGGGAACCUGCCUCAUGGGGCGUGUGGCUUGUUGA
Molecule: messenger RNA, 948 nt
Organism: Effrenium voratum
Lineage: Eukaryota; Dinophyceae; Suessiales; Symbiodiniaceae
Source: the annotation of a GenBank genome assembly